Messenger RNA from Saccostrea cuccullata (small rock oyster), 2409 nucleotides. Its product is annotated as ankyrin repeat and SOCS box protein 13-like. Gene Ontology annotation, molecular function: protein binding. Gene Ontology annotation, biological process: intracellular signal transduction; protein ubiquitination; positive regulation of protein catabolic process. The transcript has 5 exons. The record is from RefSeq and is a predicted model, not a curated record. Bases 241 to 1050 code for a protein of 269 amino acids. NCBI's taxonomy places the organism in Eukaryota, Metazoa, Mollusca, Bivalvia, Ostreida, Ostreidae.
AUCAACAACAUACUUUAUUUUAUGCUCAUAAAAUUUUCAUUAAUAUCCUCCAUUCCCCAAAACAAAGAGGUGAGACAUCAAAAGGUGGGCAUUAUACUACAGACUGUCUGCUGGUUGUCUGUUUGAUGAUUCGUGGUCAUAAACAUACAUGUAACUUGAAUGCCAUAGGUAGGUAGGCACCCUUUUCCACCGGGGGAUGCUUGACAUGAAGGGAUACUGACCAAAGCUCACUAACUGACAAUGGAUGGCAUGUUUGAUGGACAGACUCAAGAGAUACAUACAGCCGUACAGACAAACAAUACAGACAGACUCCUACAGCUGAUACAGGCGGGCCACAGCGUCAACAGUGAAGACGUGGACCUGGUCAGACCGCUACACGAGGCCUGCUUCAGAGGCCAUGUCGACUGUGUGAAAAUUCUACUGGACAAUGACGCAGAGGUAAAUGUGAGGAACAUUGAUGGAGCUACCCCUCUGUGUGACGCUGCCAGCAGUGGACAUGUAGACAUCGUCAGGAUUCUACUACAGCGGGGGGCAUAUGUCAACCCUCCUCUUCUGUUAACUUCUCCUCUGCAUGAGGCAACUCUCAGAGAUAAAUGGGAAACAGUGGAGGUAUUGUCGGCAGCUGGAGCUAAUCUGAACUUCUCGGACUGUCACUUCGGAACUCCUCUUCAUGUAGCAGCAUGUCAAGGCAGUCUGACAUGUGCACAAGCUUUGCUUCGAGCAGGUGCCUGUGUGAAUUCCAUUAAAUCCCUUAACACCUCUCUCCAUGAGGCUGCCAGGAGACAGGACGUGCCCCUCAUUCUCGUCCUGCUGGCGUACGGAGCGGAUGUAACGAUGAGAAACAACAAUGGACUACGACCCAUUGAUCUGGUCCCCAGCUCUACACACCCUGCUAAACAAGUCCUACUGCAGUGGGAAUGUGAACCACGUGAUUUGAGACAUUACUGCAGGCUGCUGAUCAGGAGAUGUUUGGGAUCCGGAAGACUUAAGUAUAUACCGGAACUUCCGGUUCCCAAACUACUCCAUCAAUACCUGGACUUCCGAUGCUAGUCCUCCAAUGGAAUUGUUUUUACUAUAUGUUAUUUCAUUUUUUGCUGUUUGUGCGAGGACUGUUUUGUUUGAAGAAAGGAAUUUAAUUAAUUUGUUAUAAGAAAAGUAAUGAAUAUACUGUAGAUGUCUUUAAUUUCAGGUGUCUAUAAUUUCACGGUUUGUUAGAAAGUAACCUUUCACGGUGGUUUUAAUUUCACGGAGAAUCGUUUGUAAAUAUUCAGGUACUUAGACUGUUUCUAGGUAGAAAUGACUUGAAAUAAUAAUCACGAUGGUUUAAAGUUCACGGAAAAUUCUUAAAUCGUGAACAUAGUGAAAUUAAAAACACCGUAAUGUUUUCCACUUCUACAGUAUCUCGUAAACUUUCUACGGUGUCCUCAUCCUUACUUUUUCGUAAAUAAACUGCUAUUAAGAAGGAUAUGGAGAUAACGAACAGUAUUCAAUAUCAAAGUCUAUAAAACAAUACAAAAUAGGAGCAGGGCAAACAUGGACCUCCAAAACAUCAGAGGUGGGAUCAGGUGUCAUGGAGGAGUGAGCAUCCCCUGCUGACCAGUCACAUCUGACGUGUGCUCCUUGUCAUGAUCAGGAAAUAACGGAAAAUCCGUCAAAGCAGAAACUUCAGAUGAACUGUGCUACAGUAUACUCAAAAAGUUACAAACAAGGGAUUUUUGAAUGUCCGAGAACUUUUUAAAAAUUUGGAAUGUUUUUUGCUCUCCCAUUUGCUUGGAUAUAGGAGUACAUUUUUAUUUAGAAGUUCAAAGAAAUAUAUUUUAAUACAUGUACAUUUAAAUAAAAAGAGCAGGUCUUCUUUGAAUGGAUCAAAAGUUCACCACUUAUGAAAUUUCUGAUAGAAUCCAAUUUUUUCCCUUUAAAAGCUCCCACUGCUUCUGAGUUGUUGCUAUGCUAAAUAAGAAAUACAACAUGUUCAUUUAUUUUAUUGAUUACACAUUCAAAGCAUGCCUCAUGAUAUGAUUUUAAUUUUUUGCAGCAUACAAACAUAAGCUUGAGGGUAAUUUCAUCAAAUCAUAUCAUUCCUUCAUGAGCAAAAAAUAACAUAAGGAUAUGGAAAUAACAAACAUUAUUCAAUAUCAAAGUCUAUAAAAACAAUUCAAAAUAGGAAGAAAGCAAACACGGACCUCCAAAACAUCAGAGGUGGGAUCAGAUGCUAUGGAGGAGUAAGCAUCCCCUACUGACCGGUCACACCCUCCGUGUGCAUCUGAAUCCUCUUGAUAGAGGAAUAAAAUUGAUUCAGUAAUUUUAUUCAUAUAUUUUAUCUAUUCUCAUUUGUGUAGCUAUGUGUAUGUUGUGGAUUGGUUCUUGUCUGAGAGAUUGUUGGUAUGAGUAUAGAGCAGCCUGGAGGUC